CUCAAAAAAUAUUGGUCCCAUCGCUUAUUAAGCAGAGACGCAAAUAUGAAACACUAUAAAUACGUAGGAGUAAAAGAAAUAUAUAAUAUCUAGAGAGAAAAACCAUUGACCUUUUUCUAGAGAGAGAAAUCAGAGAAGAGAUAGAGAGAGAGAGAACCAACCGGAAAGAACGCCACAAGAUAUUUACGCACAGCGCCUCCGAUCGCACAUCAUCUACCCAAAAUUAGGUGUUCGAACUUUCUUCGAGUGGGCAGGAAACGUGUCAUUGAAGAUAUUUCUGCGGGAUUUUCGAUAGGGGAAGUAUAAUUGUUGGAAAUUGUCUUCUUUUUGAGGAUGCCAACUUCUUGGUCUGAUUCCAUGGAGAGGCUUCCCACCGGUGGUGGUGUAGGGAACACUUCGCGUGCUCCUCGAUCGAGUUAUGUUCCGCCGCAUCUUAGGAAUAGGCCUCCCUCAGCAGACCCUCCCUCAGCUCCAGUUUCCUAUGCUGGCAGCUUUUCGGGAAAUGAUCACUAUGGACCUGGCGGUCCGGCUUUAGGUGGUGUUGCUGUUGGUCCUCGCGGAGGUGGUGGUUUCAGCCGAGGUGGUGUUGGCGGCGGCGGCGGUGGUGGUUGGAAUAACAGAAACGGUGGUUGGGACCGUGGGAGGGAAAGAGAGGCUAAUCCUUUUCAAGACGAUGUGGAUACAGAACCGGAGUUUGGUUCGCAGGAAAAUACUGGGAUUAAUUUCGAUGCUUAUGAGGAUAUUCCGGUGGAGACGAGUGGGAAGGAUGUUCCACCUCCGGUCAGUACGUUCGCGGAUAUCGAUUUAGGCGAUGCUUUAAAUUUAAAUAUUAGGAGGUGCAAAUACGUGAAGCCAACACCCGUGCAGCGCCAUGCCAUACCUAUAUCACAUGCUGGGCGUGAUUUGAUGGCUUGUGCUCAGACGGGUUCUGGAAAGACUGCUGCAUUUUGUUUCCCGAUAAUUAGUGGGAUUAUGAACAGCAGCCAAUCUGCUCCGAGGCCACCGCGUGCACCACGCAUGGCCUUUCCGCUGGCUCUCAUUCGUUCUCCAACUAGGGAGCUUUCGAUCCAAGUGAAUCAUGAAGAAGCUAAGAAAUUUGCCUAUCAAACUGGGGUCAAGGUGGUUGUCGCUUAUGGUGGUGCACCGAUCAAUUUACAGCUUCGAGAGCUUGAGAGAGGUGUAGACAUACUUGUUGCAACUCCUGGACGGUUAGUAGAUUUGUUGGAAAGAGCAAGAGUCUCGUUGCAAAUGAUUCAAUAUUUAGCCCUAGACGAGGCAGAUAGAAUGUUAGACAUGGGUUUUGAACCUCAAAUAAGGAGAAUUGUGCAACAGAUGGACAUGCCUCCAGUUGGUGUACGACAAACAUUGCUUUUUAGCGCCACAUUUCCAAAGGAGAUUCAGAGGCUGGCUUCUGACUUUCUGUCAGAUUACGUGUUUUUGGCUGUUGGGAGAGUUGGUUCUAGCACCGACUUGAUAGUCCAAAGAGUUGAAUACGUGCUCGAGACUGACAAAAGAAGUCACUUGAUGGACCUCCUUCACGCUCAGAGAGCAAAUGGCGUUCAGGUCAAGCAAGCGCUUACAUUGGUUUUCGUUGAGACAAAGAAGGGAGCCGAUUCACUUGAACACUGGCUUUGCAUUAAUGGCUUCCCUGCCACGUCCAUUCAUGGUGACAGAACACAACAGGAGAGAGAAUAUGCUUUGAGAUCCUUCAAAAGCGGCAACACUCCGAUCCUGGUUGCAACUGACGUGGCAGCACGUGGUCUCGACAUCCCACAUGUUUCGCAUGUCGUAAACUUUGAUCUUCCUAAUGAUAUCGACGACUAUGUCCACCGCAUUGGUCGAACCGGGCGUGCAGGCAAAUCAGGGCUGGCAACUGCAUUCUUUAACGACAACAACGCCUCGCUGGCAAAGCCCUUGGCCGAUCUGAUGCAAGAAUCGAAUCAAGAGGUGCCAGCCUGGCUUUCCCGCUUUGCCGCCCGUUCUUCCUUUGGGGGGAGGAGCCGCCGUGGCGGCAAUUCUGGAGGAAGAUUUGGUGGCCGUGAUUUCCGAAGGGACUCGAAUUUCAGUAGAGGAGGUGGUGGUGGAAUGGAUUACUAUGGUGGUGGUGGAGGCAAUGCCGCCGGUAGUGGUGGAUAUAAUGCACCUGGUGGCGGCGGAUAUGGUGGAGGUUAUGGUGCUGCUGUGACUAGUGCAUGGGACUAAAUCGACUCUCACUAUUUCUCCCCCGUUCGGCUAUAGCAAAUAUAUUCGCAAGUGUAUGUAUGUCAACAUCGCAAUUUCUAGGUUUAAUCGGUUCGUUGUGAAAUUUCGUCGUCUAUGAGUUGGAGGGUUAGCUGCUUAUGGCUAUAUAUAUAUAAUCUUGGGAUGUGGUAAUGUUAGCUACUAAUUCUGUGCUUAAUACGUUAUUAGUGUUGAUUGUGUACAGUUAGUAUUGGUAGCAGAAUUCGAGUUUGUUAGACAUCCCACUUUUUUUUUUCUUUUCUUUUAUUUCAUGAGAAAACUAAAACCAUUUUUAGUUUCCUUUAAUUUCUGUAUAGUUUUAUUUUUGAGCCAAAUGGUAUUAAUGUAAAUAUGUCCUCUACUAUUAUUGGAGUUUUA
Erythranthe guttata (spotted monkey flower) is the source of this 2598-nucleotide messenger RNA. The record is from RefSeq and is a predicted model, not a curated record. NCBI's taxonomy places the organism in Eukaryota, Viridiplantae, Streptophyta, Magnoliopsida, Lamiales, Phrymaceae.